Vigna radiata var. radiata (mung bean) is the source of this 2167-nucleotide messenger RNA. RefSeq names its product receptor-like cytosolic serine/threonine-protein kinase RBK2. The coding region runs from base 813 to 2024 and encodes 403 amino acids. Gene Ontology annotation, molecular function: ATP binding; protein kinase activity. Gene Ontology annotation, biological process: protein phosphorylation. The record is from RefSeq and is a predicted model, not a curated record. The transcript is spliced from 7 exons. NCBI's taxonomy places the organism in Eukaryota, Viridiplantae, Streptophyta, Magnoliopsida, Fabales, Fabaceae.
UUAAAAAUAAUAAUAAUAAAGCCAUAGAAAUAUUGCAUUUCUUUUCUUCUUCUCUACGUGAGAGAUGAUGAUAUGAUAACAGUCUACCAUUUAUUCUGAUCAUCCAGUAGUUCACUUUUGAGGGAAAGGGUCAUACAUUUAUUUUGCUCAGACAAUUAAACUGGAAAACUACAUUGCAAGAAGCUUGAAGUUGGUUGAAUGCAGAAGGCGAAGUAAUAACUAAUGUUGGUGUCUGCCUCUUCGUUCAUGCUUCUGUCUCCUGGUCUCCCAACCCUCAUUGCUACAACUCCCAAGAAAACAAAAAGUAAUUAGCUAAGUAGUCAAAUUCAAAAUAUUGCCUUUAUGGCACCCCAGCUACCCCACUUUUACUUCAACCAUGAAAUGUUUGAUUAAAUUUCUUUCGUCCUUGCUGAGGAUUUAUUUCGUCUUCUGGGUAACUGAGAUAUUGUGUUGCCAUGUGAUUUCAGUGCACCUGUUUCCAUACUUUAGUUGUUGCGUUGCUUUCACCUCUUCCUCGAGUUUCGUUCAUUCUUACUUCGCAUUUGGUUUUUCAGAAUUGUUUUCUAGGAAAAUUCCUUUCAAUUGAAAUCUCCGUGCAGUUAAAUUAACUCCCACAACCGUUCCCCACAGUUUGGCGUCCUAGAUUUUUAUGUCGUGUUGGAUUUUCAUUUUCUAGUUGACGGUUCGCUUCUAAUUCCUCGUCUCAUUUUCUAUGCGUUUUCUGCUUCAUCAAGUUUCACAUUUUCCUGGUGGAUUUGGAUUUGGAUUUGUAAUUUGUUCUCUUUAUAGGUUCUGGGUUUGAGUCGUAGAAAAUGGGGGACGAGGUGGAUUCCCCUGUUGGUGUUCUUGAGGAUUAUUUUUUCAAGAGUUCAGAAUCAGAAACUAGUUCUUCCAAAGAACCUGGUACUACGGAUUCUGAUAAGUCAAAGCCCGGUUCUAGAUGGCGUGCGUUUCUUCAAUUGUUGAGGGUCAAAUCGAAGAAGCCGGUGGCCACAUUGUAUCCUCUAAGUGUCCUCAAACUCUCCAGAAGAUUCACCAGUAGCAUGAGGGAGACUGUCAUAGAUGCUUCUUCCUUUCAUAGUUCACCCUGGAAGAUCUUCACUCACCAUGAGAUCCAAAUUGCAACCAAUUACUUCGCCCAAGAAAAUUGUAUUGGAAAAGGUGGUUAUGCUGAGGUUUACAAAGGGUGUUUGCUAAAUGGUCAGCUGGUGGCGAUUAAACGAUUGGCACGUGGAGCAGAAAACGAAACUAUAGGGGAUUUCUUAUCAGAACUUGGCAUAAUGGCUCAUGUAAACCAUCCCAAUACUGCUAAAUUAGUUGGCUAUGGAGUGGAGGGAGGAAUGCAUUUGGUGCUUGAGUUGUCUGAAAAAGGGUGCUUAGCUUCAGUGCUGAAUGGUUCCAAGGAGAAGCUACCAUGGCCUGUUAGGCAGAAAAUAGCAUUAGGAACAGCCAAGGGUAUAUUGUAUCUUCACGAAGGCUGUCAAAGAAGAAUUAUUCACAGAGAUAUAAAAGCAUCAAAUAUCUUGCUUACUGAGGACUUUGAGCCGCAGAUUUGUGAUUUCGGGCUAGCAAAAUGGCUACCAGAGAAUUGGACCCACCACACCGUUUCAAAAAUCGAAGGGACUUUUGGUUACCUUGCUCCAGAAUACUUGCUUCAUGGGAUUGUGGAUGAGAAAACAGAUGUUUUUGCCUUUGGUGUAGUGCUAUUAGAAUUAGUGACUGGGCGAAGAGCACUUGAUUAUUCACAACAAAGCCUUGUUUUGUGGGCAGAACCUUUUCUGAAAAAGAAUAAUAUCAGGGAGCUGAUUGAUCCUUCACUUGAUGAUGUUUUUGACUGCCGGCAGAUUAAAAUUAUGCUUUACACAGCUUCUUUAUGCAUUCAACAAUCCUCUAUUCGUCGCCCCUCUAUGAACCAGGUUGUACAGCUUCUGAAUGGUAACGUUAGCUGCUCUAGCUUCACCAAGAAAUCUCAACUUCCAUUCACUCGAAGGGACUUUCUAGAAGAGUUCAUUGAUUCUGAUUAAUUGAAAGGAACAUAAAUCAUUAGAAAUUGUUAUUAAAUGAUGACAGUGAUGUAUCUAAUUUUCAUUUUUUUUUUCUCAGGAAAAGGAAAACCAAAAGCUAUUUUUCCCCGACAUGUGAUUAAAGGGAUUGGAGUUUUUACAGA